Messenger RNA from Drechmeria coniospora, 645 nucleotides. RefSeq lists its product as uncharacterized. The transcript has 2 exons. The coding region runs from base 1 to 645 and encodes 214 amino acids. The record is from RefSeq and is a predicted model, not a curated record. NCBI's taxonomy places the organism in Eukaryota, Fungi, Ascomycota, Sordariomycetes, Hypocreales, Ophiocordycipitaceae.
AUGUUCGACAGCAUUCGUCGCCCCGUCAAUCCCUGGCAGAUACGCUUCUGGUGCACUGGCCCGGCCGGCCACUCGUUGUCGUCAAGGGUCCAUGAAACAAGCGCUGGUCCUCGACUGCCGUCACUUUCGCACCCGUGCAUGGUCGGGUUGCCACUCCUCGACCACCCUGCGGGCUCUGGUGCCGUGGCCACGGCUUCCCAUGUUCCCCGUCACCUAUGGCCAUCUCCUACGGCCAUCUCCUACGACCAUCUCCUACGGCCAUGGAUUCGCGUACUUGCCACGGCAAUCGCUGUUCCCGCUCUGCGACCACCCCGCGAGCUCUGGCACCAUGGCCACGGCUUCCUGCACAUGUGCUCACCGUCACUUGCGGAGCAACGCAUGUGCGUUGCGUGCGUAGGCAAGGCGAACAGCCAACAGCCCGUCAACCAACGGCCCUUGCUCCCUUCAGCAGCAGCGGCCCGACAGCACUCCGACAGCACUCCAGCAGCGUUCCUCCUCCGAGGCGCCCCCCUCGUCCGUGCCCAUGUCGCCGAAUCAUCUGCUGCCUCGCGACGUUCCCCUCCCCUGGACGGAUGUCGAGACCGGAUCGAGACCGAGCCGACGGAGAGGACACAUGCGACGACGAGAGCCUACCAAGCAAAGUAG